GUAAGAUCCAUCUAUAGCUAAGGCGUAAUUGGUGACUCCCUGUUUGUUUCUUCUCGGCCUUUGUUAUAAGUGGCGGCUCACGUGAAAGCAGAGUAUAUAAUCGUCAGCAAGAUCGAUACGUGUCAAGUCACUUUCCAAUUGCUCAUCAACCUUUCCACCCAACCAUCAACCUUUCAAUAACCGCCCCUCUUCCUUCUCACCCUCGGCGGCCCUCCCUGCCAACCACUGCUUCCCUCGAGUGGGAAAGGAUAUGCAAGUGCUUCUGCAGCUUGCUGGUUGCCAUCAUGCUGCCUUGCGCGGAGGGCGGACGAAUUCUCGUCUCCACCGGGAUGCUGAUGUGAGAUGGGUGGGAGAGAGGACGCCUUGCAAGGCAGUGGGUGCUGAUGGUCAUGGUCAGAUAUAGACAUCAGUGCGCACACAGAUGCGAAGCCGAUCAGCAGCACCAGGAGCUUCUUGGCUUUGAGAGAGAGCGAUGACAGGGAGGAAGAGAUGGGGGCGUUCAGCUCGUGGACUAAUAGAUCCCACACGCCUAUGUACAGGAAGCUGCCCGCUGACACGGCAGUCAGCACACCUGUGAGAAGAAAAGUGACACACCCGUCCAUGAGCUUGCCCUCUUUCGUCGCAUUUUACCUUCUGCCGUGAGGGCAGCUGUCGUUGCGCACAUCACGAUCCCGCCCACCAACAUGGCCAUAGGUGUCAUCAACGCAAACAAAGAUAUUAGAACGACUAAACGACGGACGGACACGCCACUCUGAAGGACACGAGGAGACAGUGAGAGAGUCAAGGGCACAGCGGAACCACCUCUUCUUGUUUGCAUGGCCUUGCAUACCUGCAGCAUGGCCGACCCUAAUGCGAACGCCUCCAGUCCCUUGUGGAUGAGCAGUCCAACCAGCAUGUCAGCCAGCCCUCCCCGGCUUCGAACCGCGAGCCCGAUACCCUCCAUUGCCGAGUGAAAGGCCAAGGCAACAAACAUAAUGAAAGCAGCGGCCCCGCCUUUCCCCGAGCCAACAUUCAGCAGAACAUCAGCUCCUUGGACGCAAACGAUGCAGCCUGGUGUCCCACAGAUGUACUGUGGGCUGGGGACCGUCGCACUGCCGGAGCUCUGGCCGGCGACAGACGGCGGCAGGGGCCGUGGCUUCUCCUCAAUGACCUCAUACACAUCGCCUCUGGUCAUUUUGGAUGCGGCUGAACGCAGAUGUACGAGUGUGGGUGCUGACAGCCUCUUUAGCAGAUAGGGGUCAACAAGGGCAGGGAGUAGGAUAGGGUCGGGGGGAGGUACAACAGGGUCAGAGGAUGAGGGCGUAUCUGUAGACAGAAGAGUGGUAGUGGUACACGUGCCGUCUCAGUCAUAUGACUUGAAAUCAGUCACCUUUGAGGGAUUUGUGCCUCUGCACGAGGUCAGCUGUUUGCUCGACCAGCAGUAGCAUAAGGAAGCCCGCGCACAUGAGAAAAUUUGCUAGCGGGAAGGGCUCGUGCAUGCCUGAAUGACAGCAACCAACACUUUGCAUGCCAUGCACAUGAUGAAUGUGCAUCAUUCGUCGUGACUGGCCUACCCAAGUAUUCGCCCAUCGUGCUGGCAGCGGGCUCCAACAGUUCUUGGCUGCCGAGGGGAGAAAGCACGCAUGAGCGGUGUUUUCUAUCAACUCAGACACUCACCUAUCGGCCAACAGAUGAACACAGCCCGUCGCGAGGAGCACUCCCGCUGCAUGUGCGCAGACACAUCAGAAAAGGACACAGCAGAGCAUGCCAUGCAGGCCGCGUUUGGCGCUGCCUCUGCGAGUUGAUUGCUUAACCUGCCAGCACAUUGGAGAGCGACACGAAUGCAGGGCUGAUCUCGCUCACUGCGAGAGGGAGGAGGCCGCCGCCCAACGCGAGUAGGAGAAGAACGAGGGCGGCGAUGCACUUGACCACCAACGCCUCCAUUUCCCCUCACGUUUGUG
Messenger RNA from Vitrella brassicaformis, 1940 nucleotides. The record is from the annotation of a GenBank genome assembly. Lineage: Eukaryota; Vitrellaceae.